Messenger RNA from Saprolegnia parasitica CBS 223.65, 674 nucleotides. RefSeq lists its product as hypothetical. The annotation marks the transcript as partial. NCBI's taxonomy places the organism in Eukaryota, Oomycota, Saprolegniomycetes, Saprolegniales, Saprolegniaceae. The transcript has a single exon. The record is from RefSeq and is a predicted model, not a curated record.
GGACCUGCAAUGCGUGCCUCUCGCAGUAUAGCACGUGCGCUGCCAACGCCGCAUGUGCCAACGUGAUGAGCUGCUGGCGCACGACCGCGGCGAUGGCGUCGACUCUCAACGCCCUCCAAACGUUGCCGCUGUUUUCUUCGGUGAACGCGACGGCCAACACCACGACGUGCUUUGCCAACCAAGCCUUGGCGAGCGCGAGUCUCUUUGCCGCCGCGACGAGCUGCGUGCUGCAGAACGCGUGUCCCGUCGCCGCCGACUCGAGUCUCGCGACCAACAUCACGUCCGUCCACGCCAACCGCAUGAUUGUGCCAACGGCGACGACUGCCGUCCAGACCAUCUCGUUUGGCGCGACGAGCGUGGUGACGUUGCAGCUGAGUCUGUGGGGCUCCAGCGUCGGCAGCGUGCCCAAUGUGGCCUUGGCAACGCCAGUAGCGACGAUCGCGGCGUCUGUGCAGGCGCUACUCGGCGGUAUGGGCCAAGUGACCGCUACGUCUGUCUCCACAGGCGUGACGUCGUGGAGCCUUACGCUGUCAUAUACCAACUACAUUGCGCCGCUACCGGCCAUCACCGUUGUCGGCGCGACCGCCACUGUAUCGUCUGCGCCCGCGAGCUGGCUGUACCAAGUCGUGCCGUUCAACGUCGCUGCGUUCGGCUUCCCGUACCGUACAUCCUAG